This is a messenger RNA of Exophiala bonariae, 960 nucleotides long. RefSeq lists its product as uncharacterized. Lineage: Eukaryota; Fungi; Ascomycota; Eurotiomycetes; Chaetothyriales; Herpotrichiellaceae. The transcript has a single exon. The coding region runs from base 1 to 960 and encodes 319 amino acids. The record is from RefSeq and is a predicted model, not a curated record.
AUGCAGAGAUUAUUCAAUCCUUUAGACAACGUCCACAAAUUUGAUCCGGACAAGCAUAUUCCCUCUCUCACUGGCAAGGUUAUUGUGGUGACAGGGGGUAACUCUGGGUGUGGGAAGGAGACUGUGCUCCAACUUGCCAAACAUAACCCGAAGCGCAUAUAUCUGGCUGCGCGCAGCAAGGCCAAAUACGACGAUGCAAUGAAGGCAAUCACAGCCGCUGUCCCAAACUCAAGUAACUUCGUCACAUUCUUAGAACUUGACCUGGCCUCCUUGGAGAGUGUCAAAAAUGCGAGCGAUAUCGUCCUGCGAGAGUGUGACAGACUAGAUAUCCUCGUCAACAACGCCGGCAUUAUGGCUGUUCCACACGGCCUCACGAAGGACGGCUUCGAAAUCCAAUUCGGCACAAACCAUAUGGGCCACGCCCUUUUGACCCGUCAACUCCUCCCACUGCUGGAAAAGGCGGCAAAGGAGCCAUCCUCCGACGUCCGAAUAAUCAACCUCUCCUCCAUCGGCCACACAAUGGCACCCGAUCAAGGGAUCAAAUUCGACGAGGUCAAGACGUCCAUGACCUCACAAUAUCCCAUACGACUUUACGGCUCAAGCAAGCUUGCAAACAUACUUUAUACGCGUGAGCUUGCGCAUCGCUAUCCAGAUAUCCUCAGUGUUUCUGUCCAUCCCGGUAGAGUGGAAACAAAUCUCGGGAGUAGCGUUCAUGAGCAGGGUGGAUUCCUCCACAGGGUUUCCCAGGUCUCCGAUUUUCUGAUUAAACCGCACUCUGUCCAGGCAGGCGCAUUGAAUCAGAUUUGGGCGGCUACGUGGAAGCGGUCCGAUAUUGUGAAUGGGGCGUAUUAUGUCCCUGCUGGCAAGGAGAAUGAUGGGUCGAAGUUGAGCCGGGACGUCAAACUUCGUGAGAAGCUGUGGGCGUGGACGGAGGAGCAAUUGGUUGCACUGGGGUAUUGA